Stylonychia lemnae is the source of this 1635-nucleotide messenger RNA. The record is from the annotation of a GenBank genome assembly. Lineage: Eukaryota; Ciliophora; Spirotrichea; Sporadotrichida; Oxytrichidae.
AUGAAUAGAUCAGGCUAUGAUGGAGGCUACGACGAUGGGGAUGUUGACAAUCCAUUUAGAAUCCCACCUGAUGAGAAGAUAUUCUCAUUCAAAGAAGAGGAGAAAGAGAGGAAAAUAGAGGAGAGGGACAAAAAUAAAUCAAUGAAGAUCUGGGAGAAAAACCGUCCAACCAGAGAGGGUUGUUUAAGAAAGAUAGGUGAAACUGAUAUCGAGCCAUCAGCUCUAGCAAUCAAUCCUAAGGUCUAGAAGAAGAUAAAUGUGGGCGAGGCUGCUGGCUUCACUAUUCCGAUUGAGAGACCCAAGAACAAGGAAAAUAGAUAUAAAUUGAUUGAGAAAAAAAGAGAGAUGUUCUUGGUUCAAUAGAUGCUCGAAACCAAACAGAGGGAGAUCUAGAGACUUGAAGAUCAUGCAUUCAUGAGAGAAGAUGGUCUUAACUGUUCAGAAAAGAUGUUGGCUUAGGAUACUAACUCAUUUAUUGCCUUCUUCAAUGACAUUAAGGAGAAAACAUAAGCAGCUAACAAAGAAUAUGAAAAUCUAAAAUUCAAAAAAGCGUAGAAAACAUAAGAGCUUAGAUAAAUAAAUGACGAGCAGACCAUUCUUGUUAGUGGUAUAAAUAAGAACCUUGAGAGUCUGAGUAUUUUCUACGACUACAAAAUUUUCUUAGAUUCUUUAGCUGGAAAGGAAAUAUAAGAUGAGAUGGAGAGAAGAAAACAAGCAAGGAAAAGAAGAAGGGAAGAGCAAGAGAGAAAUGAAUAAUUUGGAUAAUCUUAAGGAAGAGGAUUUAAUAACGGAAAAGCCUAGCAAAGUAAAGACGGUAAAGGAAAGAAAAUAGGUGGCGUCGGAGCAUCUAAUACGGCAAUGAAAAACGAUGAGAGUGAAGUCUAAAUUCCACCUAAGCUGAGAGAGGUAAUUGAAGAAUCAGACGACGAAUAUCCUAUUCAUUUCGAUGAACCUGAUGAGCUUCUUGAAAUAUUCUCUACUCUUGAAGAAAAGAAUCUCUUUCUAAUUCAAUAAGGGCAAGAAGCUGAACAGUAAUUAGAAACCAAGAAGCAUGAGUUUGAAAAACUAAAGUCUGAAUUUAACUCCGAGAUAGGAGUUCUCAAGGGAUCCAAGACUGAAAUUAAAAGUCGCAUUGUUAAAACUGAUGCAGAAAAAAAUAAUCUAGAAAACACUUCAUAGGAUCAGUAAAACAGAGCUCUAGAUCCACAUAUCUAUACUAAGGUUGAAGGCUAGGUCAAGGAUCUCUAUCAACUUGGCUUUGCUGAAAAAGCUGAGGGAAAGAUGGGUAACGCUUCUGUGAUCCAACUACUUAAUGAAGUAGAGAAGCUAAUAGAUGGAUUCUUAUUAGACUUCCAAAUAUCAGAAAAUAUUGAUAAAGAAACUGUACAAGCAGAGUCAACUAAGAUCAAGAAAGCUCAAAGAGUCUAGAACCGUGAGGAAACUAAAGCAAGAGAACUCUAACAAUAAGAAGAGAAGAGAAGAUUGAAGCAAGAAGAGAAGGACAAGAAGUAAUUCAUUAGAUUAGGCAGACCAAUAAUGAACAGAAGUGAUAAACCAGUUGUGACAAGAGUUAAAGAAGUUAAGAAGGUGCUGACCGAUGAGCAAAUAGAUCUUAAGAAAUAUCUCGAAGUUUGA